UAAUAAUGAUAAGAAGGAUAAUGAUGUAGGCCUAAUUGUAUUUUCUUGCAGUAACUUCCGUUAAGUGCGCAAAGUUCAUCAAACACAGCUGAGCGCAUUUCAUUUUUCUUUUAGCGAAAUAUUCAGCGUUCUGAUACAACCUGUUAUUUACUGAAGUUCGAAUUUUCGGCUUGUCAUUCAUUUAAGCUGUUAGUAAAAACUAAUUUCCUCUUUUAAAAGUUUUUUUUCUUUUUUAAGCAUGAAGACAGACGCGUCAAUGCGCAACUUUCAGGGUGAGACAUUAAAAAAGGGAAGUUAUAGCAGUUUUGAUACAGGCUGCACUUUGUUCAUACUAUAUAAAGGCUGCGUUCCUGCUGCACAGUAACGCGAGCAGUCAUAUCCGCCUAGUUACAUUUGGCAUCCAUCAAAAACAGGAUGACCUACAAUUAAUAGGAAGAGUAGUUGUUCGAUGGGAAUAUUUCACACAUCUUGAGAAGCAAAUGAGGAAAAUACAUGUGUUCUGAUUGAAAGCAAUACUUAGCUGUUAUAGGAGUUUAUUAAAGAGAGUUGGUCAACUGUAUGACUUUUCAGCUAGCUUGCAUUUUUAAAUGUUAUAUAGGUAUCUAGUUAUUUAGCCUGCGUUUUUAUACAAAUGGGUUUCGCAGCACACGUGGAUUAGGGGAACUGGCUUAUUACAUAUUUUUUUAAUUCCUGAAACAAUUUUCCUUCGCUUAUUUAAAAUUCAGCCACUGGAAAUAUUCAUACGGACACGAACUGUAUGAAUUUAUCCUCGGAGCCUAACCAAUCAUCUGUAGAAACGCAACUUCUGCUUAAGAGUACUUGGACCAUGCAGCUGCUGAAGUUUUCGAGCUGUGUAAAGACUUCUCAUCUUUAAGGAGAGGAAACAGCCGUUUUCACCAACACUUUAAAUAUGAAAGUAUAAGUGCAUAUCGUAUUUAAUACCGAGUAUAUGUACGCUAGAAUGAUGUAUGGACAUACAGCGGAGACGAAUAAUUUUUAUUCGUUCGAUUUGAAUUUUUUGUCUUCGAGCUACUCCAGUAAAUUGUUUUUCGACUCAAGAAAAAAAUGCCAGCUUUCCUUCGCCGAUAGCCCCCUUAUCCCUGGAUAUUCUGCAGGUACGGCACUUUUCGCAUGUCGUGGUCCGCUUCAACCUUCGGGAUCUCAGCUUCGCUGCGCUGCGGCGAAUACGGAGCCUUUAAAUGGCUGCAGGACUUGGGCAAACCAGGCGUACCUAAAUUACAGGUACGGGAUGGAGCGUGACCCGACACCCUCUCAGCCAUCUGUUGCACAGUCCGGAAGCCUUAAGUUUGGGAUUGAUCGGAUACUGUCCACCGAUUUUGACAUAAAGGCAAAAGAAGCCUCCACUUUCAGGGAUCUCGUAUCCACUGUUAGCAGAGAAGGUUUUUCGGGACUCAGUUGUUACGUGCAUUCUGCGACAGACCGAUACUACUCUUCUUUAGAUACACGUAACGCUUCUUCUGCGCCGCGUUCAGAUGGCGACGCGGCAAGAGAAAUAUCGCAGCAUCAGAUACAAGAAGGCUAUCCAGGUCCGUACGCAGUCCUCGCAAAGGAUGCGGCGCCUCAGACGAAUAGAAGAAAAAGGUCGUGGUCGAGGGCAGUGUUUUCCAAUCUGCAGAGAAUGGGACUGGAGAAACGAUUCGAGGUCCAAAAGUAUGUUACUAAACCAGACAGAAAACAACUCGCAGCGAUGUUAGGUUUAACGGAUGCCCAGGUUAAAGUAUGGUUCCAGAAUAGGAGGAUGAAAUGGCGACACUCGAAGGAAACCCAGACGCAGAAAAACAAAGCACAGCAGACUAAUUGCUUGAUAGCUGGCAGCCUGGAAGCCGUUCAGAAGGAUCACGAAUCCGGUUGUGAGAGUGAAGGGACCGAAUCUGAAUUCGAUGAUGGUCGGCAAGGGUGAGGGCGACGCUUCAGCCAACAAUUUAAUGUCAGGAGCUGAUCUGAGUGACGAUGAACAUAGGGGAACCGCAUUGCUGUUUUUCUCCGGCAUUUUAAAGAAAACAUUUGGAUUAAGCAUUCUAAUUUUGUAAUUUGUGAAUGGGACAGCAUUAACAUUCAUAUACCAAACACCCGAACUAUUGAAAGAGUCUCACUAAGUACAACCGACUUGCCAAGCUUUGCUUUUCUAACAACUUCUGUAGCUUAUUCACCUUUCAACAGCCUAAUUGUAAUGAUACCGUUUUUGGAUUUUUAUUUAUAACCUUAGAUAAUAGUUUGGCAGGCAUUAUCAUUUGUAGGCUAUACUAUAGUUUGAUUUGUGUAAUGUAUUAUACAGUAUGUCUUCGUUGCAUUUUUAUACCCAGAAACGUGUAAAAAAAAUUGUCAUCAUCCAAUUUGUAUUCAUCAAAGACAGCCACUUUUAACAUGAAAAUAGUUCUACUGUUGUCAUGGGUAACUUUUCAUCUGUACUGAUAGGAUCUUCCUAAAAUGCUUAACAUGAAAAAGCAUAAUGUGCCUUAAUGUCCCGAAACAACAGUUUAGGAAAGACAAAUUUCUCUCACACUUCAGUGGUCAUAAACACGGUUUAUUGCCAUAUGCAUGAAACUAUGAUCCAAAGGAAAAAAAUAAUAAAAUUAGCAAAUGGAUGUAGACAGCCUAAAACAGUCAAAAACAAACACCUCAAGGAGAUAAGAGGGUAUAUAUAGGCUUAGGGCCUGUAUAAAGAAUGAUUUUCAUACCCCUAACUAGUUUUUCUGGAGACACAAUUUAUUUAAAAUAUGGUAGUCCUAUAUAAGGCACAACACAAAACAUUAGAGAAUAAUACAAAGUUGAAUAGUUUCCCCCCCCCAUAAAAAACACUUAAUGGAAAAUGUAAGGCUUUAGUAAAAUAAAUUUGACAGUCUGCUUUGAGACAUUCGUUUGAGAGGAUUUUUUAUUAUUUUUUUUAAGUUGCCGUUUAGCUACAUAUGCCAUGUUAUAUCUUUUCCUUAUAAAGGGCUUGUAUACGUGGUUGAAUAUUACAAUUUAUAUCUCAUUUUAUAAUAAAUAUCUUUGUUUUAAGAUGUUGUUUUGAUUAAUUAAACCACGUUAAGGUUUCCCUGUGCCGCUUUGCUAUACUUCUACGUAUUUUGGUGAAAUUUCUUUAUCGGUUGUAAUGAAAUAAACAUAAAAUCAAUGCUGA
This is a messenger RNA of Paramormyrops kingsleyae, 3142 nucleotides long. RefSeq names its product H2.0-like homeobox protein. Gene Ontology annotation, biological process: regulation of DNA-templated transcription. NCBI's taxonomy places the organism in Eukaryota, Metazoa, Chordata, Actinopteri, Osteoglossiformes, Mormyridae. The record is from RefSeq and is a predicted model, not a curated record. Gene Ontology annotation, molecular function: DNA-binding transcription factor activity, RNA polymerase II-specific; sequence-specific DNA binding.